This is a messenger RNA of Glycine soja, 868 nucleotides long. Its product is annotated as ATP synthase subunit d, mitochondrial. NCBI's taxonomy places the organism in Eukaryota, Viridiplantae, Streptophyta, Magnoliopsida, Fabales, Fabaceae. Bases 87 to 593 code for a protein of 168 amino acids. Gene Ontology annotation, molecular function: proton transmembrane transporter activity. The transcript is spliced from 5 exons. The record is from RefSeq and is a predicted model, not a curated record. Gene Ontology annotation, biological process: proton motive force-driven ATP synthesis.
UGAAUGAUAGGAGGAUGGUGUGAAAGGGAGCGCAGCAGAGGAAUCAGAAUCGCGUUUGGGAGAAGAAGAGCAAAAUCGCUGUGAAAAUGAGCGGAACGGUGAAGAAAGUUAGCGAUGUAGCAUUCAAGGUGGGAAGGAACAUCGAUUGGGAUGGAAUGGCGAAGCUUCUGGUCUCCGAUGAGGCUCGCAGGGAGUUCUCCAAUCUCCGUCGCGCUUUCGACGAGGUUAACUCCCAACUCCAAACCAAGUUUAGCCAGGAACCUGAGCCCAUUGAUUGGGAUUACUAUAGAAAAGGAAUUGGCACUCGUUUGGUGGAUAUGUACAAGGAGCAUUAUGAGAGCAUUGAGAUCCCCAAGUUUGUUGAUACAGUAACUCCUCAAUAUAAGCCUAAAUUUGAUGCCCUUUUGAUUGAGCUUAAAGAAGCAGAGGAGAAAUCUCUGAAGGAGUCUGAGCGCUUGGAAAAGGAAAUUGCUGAAGUACAAGAGUUGAAGAAAAAGCUUAGUACCAUGACGGCAGAUGAGUACUUUGAAAAGCAUCCUGAGCUGAGGAAGAAGUUUGAUGAUGAGAUCAGGAAUGAUAACUGGGGUUAUUGAUUUUUCAAUUAGCAAAAUGUCAGGUUGAUGUUGUUCUGGCUGGUUUAAUAAUAACUACAUUGAUUUCUUUGUAACUCGGUUCUCUUUUUCAGUUCAAAGGAUCUUAUAUAUUACAGUGUCGAAAUUUUUUGUGGUACUGUAGUUAAUCACUUAAGACUUAACCACAAAAGUGCGGUUGUGGUCGACUGAUCGUCAGCGAAACUGCUGUUUUGCGUUUGUCUUAAUAAAUUAUAUGUCUGCCCCGUAAUGAAAAAAAUUGAUUUCUGUUUGUUUAA